AUGCUAGCAUUUUGCUGGCUUUUUCUGCUGUUAAUGAAUAGAACAGAGGCCACAGGAUUCAGCAGUCCAGGUCUUCACAAGUGCGCUGUCGUGAGAUACCGAGCCAUUAGUGACCAGGUGUUUGUCUUACCAUGUGAUCUGCUUCCUAAGGACAAUGUCUCAAUCUUUAAUAAUUGUUGCCCUUAUGGUAGUCAGGUAGAGUGGUUCUGGAAAUCAAGUGAUGGCAAAAUCCAAAAGGUUCUCAACCAUAGAACAGUAAAUCCUACUUAUUGCGGAGAUGUUCUUUGGUUUAAUCCAAUAAGGGUUCAGGAUUCCGGAACAUAUAUCUGCACGAACAGGGGAAAACACUUAUGUGUCGAUAUUUUCGUGGAUGUUCAAACAAAAGAGAUGGCUAAUUGUUCAAAAAAUUUCAGGAGUAGCUUGCGCUUGAUUGUUGAAAAUGGAGAGUCUAUUGCUUGUCCUGGGAAAAGCUGUUACAGUCAUUUUCAAACCUCAGCAGUUAAAUGGUACAAGAAUGGAAAACAAUUAAAACUUCAAAAGAACAGACUGGGCUUGAAAUUGCGGCAUGAUAAGAUUUUAUUACAACCAGCCUAUGACCGAGAUAGUGGUAAUUACACAUGUGAUUAUAUGCUUAUGGAUAAAAAUACCUGGUGGAAUAUGAGAACGAUAGUAAAGGUGGUUGUCACAUCAAAAGACUCUGACAACCCCCCAAUAGUUCUGGAUCCUGCUGGUGAGAAGAAUCUUGAAGCAGACCUUGGGCAACCUCUUGAGCUUAAAUGCCAAGUAAAAUUUGGAUUUCAUAGUACUGCCUCAUCUUUAGUACAAUGGUACAGACAAAAGGAACUGGUUUACCAGAAAAGGUUUUUUCCAAAUGAACUUGGAGAUGAAACCUUUAUUGACACUUUCAGGCUGGAGGAAGUGACUGAAAAGGAUUUAUGCACAGUCUUUGUCUGCCUGGCUAAAAACUCUGUUGGGGAAUCGGUGGGGCAAUUCAGACUGAAGAGGAGAAAGAAAAGAGUCCCUUUCCUGCUCACUUUGUGUUGUGCCAUUGCUACUCUGUUCGGAAUAUUUUUGGGAAGUGUACUUGCUUACCAACACUGGAUUGAAAUAGUGCUGCUGUAUCGAAAUUACCUGGCCAAAGAUGAAACCGUGGGUGACGACAAAGAAUAUGAUGCAUUUGUAUCCUAUGCAAAACCAGACUUUCUUGCACCAGAUCCGCUGUUGCUGAGUGAGGAACAGUUUGCCUUGGAAGUUCUUCCUCAGAUUUUAGAAAACAAAUAUGGGUAUAAGCUGUGUUUCAUUGAACGGGACAUCCUUCCAGGAGGAGUAUACACUGAUGACGUCGUGAAUGCUAUCAAAAGAAGCAGACGGACAGUUGUGAUCUUAAGUCCAAGCUAUGUCAGUGGACCAGCCAUGUUUGAGCUUGAAGCAGCAGUCAAAACUGCUCUGGAAUUCCCAACAAUAAAGGUCAUUCUAGUUCAAUUCAAGCCUUGCCAGGAGCCAGAGUCAUUACCUUGCAAAGUGAAGAAAGCUCUCAGGAUCUUGCCCAGGAUUACCUGGGAAAUGUCUACCUCUCUUGCUGGUAAUAAGCAAUUCUGGAAAAGACUACGCUAUCACAUGCCAGUGAAACACAUUAAAGGAACUGAGGAAGAGCCUUUAUACUUUCCUCCCACUAGUUACUAA
Molecule: messenger RNA, 1683 nt
Organism: Heteronotia binoei (common prickly gecko)
Lineage: Eukaryota; Metazoa; Chordata; Lepidosauria; Squamata; Gekkonidae
Gene: IL18RAP
Product: interleukin 18 receptor accessory protein
Biological process (GO): interleukin-18-mediated signaling pathway
Molecular function (GO): interleukin-18 receptor activity
Source: RefSeq, a predicted model, not a curated record